GAACGUAUACGCACUCGUACUUCUGAGACAUCGACAAGGUUGUUGGCAUCCAUUCAUAACCUUCAGGUACGAAGGCACAAUGCAUGCAUAAAUACACUACGUUGGCCCAAUCAAUCAAUACAGGGCGUUCUAAGCUAACGCACGGUGUGGCGGCUGCUUACACUCCCCAGGAACCUCUACAAGACUUACGACGCCCGCUCAGCCUCUCAAUAUCUCAGACACCGCAAACAUUAUUUUCAUCAUCUUCAACAUCUCAAACAUCAUACCACUUUGCUGAUAUCAUUAGAUCCAUCCUCGCGCGGUGCGUCGAGUGAUACAUACCGGCACCAACUUGAUCAAUUAUCCUUAUCUGCAUCAUGUCGGACAGUGCGGGGUCUCCACUCCUGCUCAGCCCAGAGCAACGACCAUCAUCGUCGAAGCAUUCUCAACGUUCAGUCAAUUCGCGCGCUUCACACACUUCACACACUUCACACACUUCACACAAUUCACACAAUUCACACAACUCACACGAUUCUGGCGACUCACACGAAUCAUCACCCUUAUUAGCGCAAUCUGAUGAUACCCCUCGGUACGAUGGCGAAGAUCCAGAAGAUGAGGAUGAUCGAAUCGUCUCGCCAGCUGCAGAAUCUCUACGUUCUAUCCAUAAUCGAGAAUCUGGCAAGUCUGCCAAUGAAGGCUUACGAUGGCCAACGAUUUUUGCUGUCACCAUGUUGUUUUUAGCUGGUAUCGUUAUUCUGAUAUGUGCAUUUUUCGCGCCUGCAAUCGUUCAAGAAUAUGCCAAGGAAUCUCUUGUUAUCGAGCCUACGAACCUAUCGAUAGAUAGCUUCACCGCCAACGGAGUGAAGGCUCGCGUACAAGUAAACUUCAAGAUGGAUGCUUCAAGGGUCAAGAACAACGCUGUUAGAAAUAUCGGAAGAUUUGGCACCUGGAUCGCGAAAGAGGUUGAAAGCCAGGAAUCAAAUGUCGAGGUUUAUCUUCCAGAAUAUGACAAUCUUCUCAUCGGAACCGCUGUUGUGCCGAAGGUAGUGGUAAAUAUUCGAAAUGGUGUUGUCACACCAAUCGACUUCGUUACCGACCUUAAAGCAGGAAGAGUGGACGGAUUAAGACAGGUUGCCAAUGACUGGCUAGAGGGUCGUUUGGGACAGUUGCGGGUAUUAGGCAAAGCCGAUGUCACAUUGAAGUCAGGAUUACUUCCGCUUGGAUCUCAGAGUAUAUCCGAGUCAAUGAUUUUUGAAGGCAAUGAUAUCCCAGCCAUUCCCAAAUAUAACAUAACUCGUCUCAACUUCAAGGAGAUCCCUCUCUCCAAAGAUGGCCAUCGUGGAAUGGCUGCUGAAGUCUCGCUAUCCUUGGUAAAUAGCUACCCAAUAAGGUUGAGUAUUCCUCCGUUGCGAUUUGAUAUACUAGUUUCGAAUUGCGCUGCCGACGAACCACACAUUCAGCUCGCUGAUGCCACUACUGAUAACGUUGUGAUCGAACCAUAUUCAGAUGUUACUCUUGAUGUCGCAGGUAUAGUUCGGAAUCUACCUGACAGUCUUUUGCAAACCUGCCCCAAUUCAAAUUCCUCGCCACUGGAUCUGCUUCUCAGUGACUACAUUCACGGCAAUGAUACUACUAUUUUUGUUCGAGGUUCAAAAUCACCAUCCCCAGAGACACCCGAUUGGAUCACUCAAAUUAUAUCAAGCGUCACAGUACCAGUACCUUUCCCAGGUCACACAUUCGAUCAGCUGAUCAAGAACUUUUCUCUCACAAACACAGAUUUCAGUUUACCUGGACCUUUUGCGGAGCCCGGAACACCCGAGUCAAAUCCAAGAAUUUCUGGUGAUAUAAUGGUAUUAGCAGCUUUGCCUAAGGAGAUGAACUUUAGCCUUGACGUUUCGAAAGUUCGUGCAUCAGCCGAUGUAUUCUACAAAGGAGAUAAGCUAGGUGUGCUAAACCUACAAAAAUGGCAGGAAGCUCGAUCGAAACGAGUCAAUGACAAAGGAGAUGUUUCUUUGAAGAUCGAAUCACAUAUCAAGAAUGCGCCUCUAGAAAUCACCGACGAGGAUGUAUUUGGAGAUCUUGUGGCUGAUUAUUAUCUGGGUGGAAAGGCUGUUAGUCUUAAGAUUGUUGCUUUGGUUGAAGUUGAAAUAUCUACUGUGCUAGGUGAUUUCAUUAUUAAAGAUUUACCCGCGGAAGGAGUUGUUCCUUUGAAGCGUUAGGGGCCUAUUGAAUUCAGCGCAACUGCACUGAAGCUGACGGGAUUGUAGCGAUCUCUACGGGUGGUGAUUUCCACCAACUCAACCUUAAGGUUGGCGACUUGAAAAUAUUCAACACAGGCCAGACAUCAAUCAAUCUACAAGCGAAAAUCAACUUCACUAAUCCAACUGAAUACACUGCUCGAAUCCCUUACGUGAAUAUUCAUAUUUUGAACAACGGCUCAAUAAUCGGUGAUGCCACGGUACGCAAUAUCAACGUCUCUCGAGGGAAUAAUACGAAUGUUCUUGUUGAAGCUACUUGGGAUCCUAUGACAUUCGGUGGUGAAACGGGGCGCAAAAUUGGCCGGGAAUUAAUUUCGCAAUAUGUUUCUGGUUUCAAUACGACUCUUACUUUCGAAACUCAUGAAGGAUCUAUUCCAUACCAACCAAAACUCGGAAAGGCACUUAGCAAGUUCGCAGCUACAAUACCUACACCUCGAUUAUCAACGCCUGGGAAUGGGAACGAUAAGGGUCCUGAUGAUGGGAAACCACAUUUUAUUGAUGACGCAACUUUUCAUCUCUUCUCAUCAACAGCACAGUUUACAUUACUCUCACCUCUACAACAUAGCACAAUAUACAUUGAAUCUAUUGAUGCUGAAGCAUUCUAUAACCAUACUGAAACAGUUGGCAAGAUUGUUUACGACUAUCCUUUCGCAGUACCCCCUGGUACAAGCGAAUCGCCUAAAUUGCCCGUGGACUGGUCUUUUGAUGGGGUAGGAUACGACGCAGUAGAAAGAGCAUUAGGUGGCACCUUAAAAUUAGAUGCGAAGGCCACAAUUGGUCUUCGGCUUGGUCAAUGGACGGAAACAAUUUGGUAUUUUGGCUCAGGAAUCGGUGCUCAUGUUAGACUUUGAGGAGCGAAAUGCUCAAAAUUGUAUGCGUUACAUUAUAGAUUGGGGGCAGUACUAAUUACUGCGGUCA
Messenger RNA from Botrytis cinerea B05.10, 3155 nucleotides. RefSeq lists its product as hypothetical. Gene Ontology annotation, cellular component: fungal-type vacuole membrane. NCBI's taxonomy places the organism in Eukaryota, Fungi, Ascomycota, Leotiomycetes, Helotiales, Sclerotiniaceae. The transcript is spliced from 2 exons. The record is from RefSeq and is a predicted model, not a curated record. Bases 357 to 2198 code for a protein of 613 amino acids.